AGCAGUAGCUGAUUGCCUUUUCCUAGCAUUACCCCCCACUAACAACUUCCCAUUUGGUUUCUAGGUUGUUUUCCUCCACUUCCCUGAGACCCCUCUUUCUCCUCAGCAUGUCCUUUCUUGGCAUCCUCUUGCUGGAAAGAUGGAAGCCCAGAUUCCUAUUUGACUUCUCAGCACAGCCAUCAGAGGAGCCAGGAGGGGACAGCGAGGGGGUGACUUCAGGGGCACAGCCUCACCUGCUCAGUGUCCCUGAGCUGUGCCACUGUCUGGCAGAGAGCUGGGUCACCUUCAGGCUGUACCUGCAGGAACUGCUACAGUACAAGAGGCAAAAUCCUGCUAAGUUCUGCAUGAGUGUCUGUUCAGGCUGCCUGAUUCUGGCUAUAGUUGGACACUAUGUUCCAGGCAUAAUGAUCUCCUACAUCAUUUUGCUCAGCAUUCUGCUCUGGCCGCUGGUGGUUUACCACGAGCUGAUCCAGAGGAUGUACACACGAUUGGAGCCUGUCCUGAUGAAACUGGACUACAGCAUGAAGGCAGAGACGCUACACCACAAGCACGAGAAGAAGAAGCGACAAGGGAAGACUGAGCCUGCAGCAGGUGAUGAGCCAACAGCGGAGACGGAGAGUGAGAGUGAGGCAGAGCUAUCUGGCUUCUCCCCAGUGGUGGAUGUGAAGAAGACGGCCCUGGCACUGUCGAUCACAGAUUCUGAGCUCUCUGAUGAGGAGGCUUCCAUCCUGGAGAGCGGGGGCUUUUCUGUUUCAAGGGCUACCACCCCACAGCUGACAGAUGUUUCUGAAGACCUGGAUCAGCAGAGCCUGCACAGUGAGCCAGAGGAGUCGUUUUCCAAGGACCUUGCAGAGUUCCCGUCCGUGGAAGAAUAUCAUUCCAGAGACCUGGGACCACAGAGCGAUGAGGAGGCCUUUGGUGUGCCUCUGGGUCCUGAACUUGCCCAUGCUGCCCGUGAGCUGGACUCAGCAGAGAAGGAGGCAGCGGACUCUGACCUCUCCAUCCUUCACCUAGCGUCUCCUCUCCAUUUUGUAAAUACGCACUUCAAUGGGAGCGGGCAAGCGGCAGGAGGCGACGCAGAGCCAAAGAUUGCCCCUGCUCCGGGUCUGGGCAUCUGCAUUGACACACUGAGCGAGGAGAUCGUCACCACUGCCAUUACCACGGCAGUGCAGAACACCCUCUCUGCCCUGCUGCGAUCCUCAGAGGCCAGCGAGGGGCCCUCCCUCUCCGAAUUCCUCCCCACUGAGCCCGAAGAGAAACUGAGUUUCCAAGCACAGCUGUCAGAGACCGAAGCAGUGGAGGCAGAGACAGCAGCUUCACCAGAGGACGAGGAGGAAGGAGAUGACUUUGAGCUACUGGAUCAGAGGGAGCUGGAACAAAUGGAUGUAGAGCUGGGGCUUGGAGAGGAGCAGGAAGCACAGGAAUCUCCUGCUGCUCUGGCUUCGGCUUCCCCCUCUGCCACACUGGCUGACCUGCCAAAGCAAGGAGAUGAGGAGGAGGCAGUGAUGACAGCAGCAUCUAUGUCUUAGGUCUUUGUGCGUCCCCUUUUUCUCCGUUGUCGUUGAAAAGAAGGAAUAACUCACGUGCAAACAUGCAGUGGGUUUUUAGAUAUUUAUGUUGACUGGGAUGGAAAAGUGUCAGUGUUAAUGUGCUGUGUCAGGAAUAACCAAUCCUUUCCCUCCUUCUAGAGCCCAGCCUUCACUGGCUGAGUGGGAGAAGCCCCUGCCCUGCAGCUGGGGAGGAGCCGGCUCAUAGAAGCCUUACACCACAACUGAAACACCAACCCCAGCAAAUGCUUCCUAGUAAUGGUGCAGUAUUUUGGUCUGUCUUCUGUUUGUCUUUCGUUUUGCACGCAGAGUACCGAGCUAGCUGUAGCUGCUGCUAAUACCCAAAUUCCCAGUAGGACAUAUGCAAUCUUAUUUUAUUGGGUUUUUAAAUGGCUGUAAAUGUAAAU
Struthio camelus australis is the source of this 1954-nucleotide messenger RNA. Lineage: Eukaryota; Metazoa; Chordata; Aves; Struthioniformes; Struthionidae. The record is from RefSeq and is a predicted model, not a curated record.